This is a messenger RNA of Nilaparvata lugens (brown planthopper), 2281 nucleotides long. It is a transcript of the gene P5cr-2, whose product is annotated as pyrroline-5-carboxylate reductase 1, mitochondrial. NCBI's taxonomy places the organism in Eukaryota, Metazoa, Arthropoda, Insecta, Hemiptera, Delphacidae. Bases 217 to 1041 code for a protein of 274 amino acids. The transcript has 6 exons. The record is from RefSeq and is a predicted model, not a curated record. Gene Ontology annotation, molecular function: pyrroline-5-carboxylate reductase activity. Gene Ontology annotation, biological process: L-proline biosynthetic process.
AUUUCGAUUGUGAUGACGCAAUAGUCCGUAAUCUAGUCGACACUCCACACUACUUCAGAAGCGUUCAGCUCCUGUUCAUCAUUAGAAUUCAACUGUUGAAAUUAGCUCAUUAUCGUGCGAUAAGCUAUCGGUAGAGGUCAAUAAUUAUUAGUAUCGUAAGUGUAAACAGCUUCGGAACUCGUAUCAGGACAAAGUCGCUUCAGUUCGUAUGUAAACAUGCUGAAAGUGGGUUUUCUGGGAGGUGGCCGUAUGGGCCAUGCCAUGGCCAAGGGAUUUAUCGCGGCAGGUUUGACAAAAGGUGAACAUAUAAUUGCUAGCUGUGUACCAGAGGACAAAAUCAGUGUGGAGUCUUUCCAGAGUAUUGGAGCCACGUCUACUUUUUCAAAUCCACAAGUUGUGGAAAGCAGUGAUGUAGUGAUAAUAGCAGUAAAGCCAACAGUAGUCCGGACUGUAUUAACUGAAGCAAAACCUGCAAUCAAAGAUCGACAUCUAUUCAUUUCGGUGGCCAUGGGAGUCUCAUUAAAGCAGCUUGAACAGGCAGUUCCCAAAGGAACAAGAGUGAUCAGAGCCAUGCCAAACACCCCUGCUUUAGUGAGAAGAGGUGCUUCUGUUUUUGUUUGCGGAUCUUCAGCCAACGAAUCAGAUGCGGCAAUCACCAAGAAACUCUUCGAAUCAGUAGGAAUUUGUGAACAAGUUCCAGAAUAUUUAUUGGAUGCAGUAACCGGCCUUAGUGGAUCAGGACCUGCUUAUAUCUACGUAUUGAUAGAAGCAUUGGCUGAUGGGGCGGUGAGAAUGGGUCUACCUCGAGAUCUUGCGUACAAGUUGGCCGCGCAAACAGUUGUCGGAGCAGGUCAGAUGGUGCUCGAUACUAAAGAGCAUCCUGGUCAACUGAAGGACAAUGUCACUUCUCCUGCAGGUUCAACAGCUGCUGGACUGUAUUGGCUGGAGAAAUGUGGAUACAGAUCGGCUGUCAUAGGAGCUCUUGAAGCAGCUACAAAUAAGUGCAAAGAAAUGGGCAAAAGCAUUGAACAGUCUAGCUGAUAUUUUAUUGACAAUAGAAUAUUCAACUCUAGCCUAUUUAAUAAUAAUCAUUUCUAUGAAAUCAUAGUAAGGUCGGUAGGUACAUUAUGCCACAGACAAGCUAGUCUUUUCUUUUUUUAAAUAUAAGAUGUUUUUAAUAUAAGACUAUGCAGGGAUUCUGUGAGGUGAGCCCUAAUCAACAAUUUUAGAGAAUGCAUUUGAACAUAGGUGAAUUUGACUUUAUAUUCAUUUAAAGUAAUUUUCUCUAUAAAACCAGAACUGUUCUUAUUCAAAAACAAGCAAAUCAAGGUAAUCAAAAUACUAAUAAUGUGUAAAAUAAUAUGCAAGUGAUAUUAUAAUCACCUUGACUACUGUACUUCUUUCAUGAGGCAUCGCUUAUGUUGAUAAUACGUGAUUUCUGUGCUAAUAAGUACUGUAAAUAGCCUAAUAUAAGUAUAUAAUAACGUUUUUUUCAUAUAGCUUUACAAUUUCCUCCAUGUACAAUAUUUAGGAAAGGUGUAAACAUUAGUCUUAUGUGUAACUGAUAAUUUUAUUUCAAUCCUAUAUAAUGAUUGGUUGGUUUAUUGAGAUAGUCAUCUUUUAUUGUAUGUGAAUAGAUGAUGUGUAUAUUAUUUUGAAGUUCACUAGGUACUUACUAACAAUACCUACGGUACAGAGAAUAAAUCAUUGUUCAUUCACCUGCUGGAGUCUAAUUUUCAUGGAUUGAUCUCUGUGAUAUAACAUAAAUGGAACAAAAUAAAAUCAAGCGAUCAAACAUUCUCGUGCCGAUUGCACAAAAGCCAUUUGAAUUUUAAUCGUGAUUAAUUCCACGAGAAGCACGUGGAGAAGCCUCAUUUUCGAAAAAGACUUCUCUGAUUGAUUCUCGUGGAAUAAAUAAAUAUUAAAAUUUAACCGGUUUUUUGCAACCGGGAGAAAACAUCAAUAUAACAUCAAAAUGGAAUUCACACAAAUCAUAUACAGUAUAUAUAACAAAAUUAUAAAUACAUUUAAAUGUAAUGUAUUCUCAAUUAGUAAAAUUACCUUCUGUAAAAGAUAAAUCCUAUUCGGUACAGAAAAUUCAACUUGUUACUUCAAUAUUGAUAGAAUAGUAUACGGUAAUAUUUUUAGUGUUCGAUGUUUUAAAAAGAUUAAGUUUUAUUACAUAUUCAAUGUAUUCUUAUCAGUCAAGACAACCUUUUCACGAUAUUUCAUGCAAUAAACUAGACCAUAUCAUUAAACUGCAUCCAGGAAUAUCAAGAAA